CGGCCAUCUACGCGGCAAUUGCCCCAACCCACAUCGCUAUCGCGUCCUGAACCAUUCACCACAUCAAGGGAUAUAGCGUGCAUGCUUUAUGUAAAUUGCGCAUACAGCGACUGAUCUGCCUUAUACAACUGUAGACCAACUUUUGCACCUCGCGUGAUUCUUGGGCAACGGGCAUCCCAUGAGAAGAAGUGCUCAACGCGUUGUUGACGGUAUAGGAAGCGCCGUAACACCGGUGCUCAGUCUUUGCGGUUGGCAGGCAGGAUGCGGUCGACAGCUACACGCCGCCGCGGCUGCACACAGCACCUACGGCUUCAGCCUAAAUACAUUGCGCGCUGAAAGCUUUUACGACUCCACUGUCGAAAAGUACGCCGCCAUGGACGUGGAGGUGCUGUCGCUGCGAGACAUGCUCAGCUUCGGUCGCAACGCGUGGGACCACCCCGACCGCAUCAUCCAGAGCGGCAGAUACGUGCAGCGGGAGCUGCCCAAGCGACUGGCUCGACGCCUGCUAGAUCUGCAGCUGCUGCCCUACAUUGUGGUGACCAACCCGCACAUCAAGCGAGUGUACAAUCAGUACUACGUAUCAUUCGAAACCAUGCGCCGCAUCCCGCCCAUUCGCACCCUGGAGGACAACCAGGAGUGGUGCCACAUCCUGAGGCAACAUCUGGACGAGCAUGCCCCCAUGCUCGACUCCCUGGCCGCCGGCCUGCGCGAGUGCAAGAGCAAGGAGCUGGUGGGUCCCUGUCUGCAGCUGGACGCGUUCUUCGACACCAUGCUGCGCAGCCGCAUCAGCCGCCGAGUGCUGGCGGAGCAGCACCUGCACAUUGGGAACAGGAGGCCUGCCUACAUUGGCAUCGUGUGUACGGAUUUGGACGUUAACGACUCCAUCGAGUUUGCCGUACAGAAGACCAAACAGGUGUGUAUGGAGACGUACGGCACCGCCCCUGACGUCAUCGUCAGCGGCGACCCCAAGGUCACCAUCCCCUACAUACCCGCACACCUGGACUACAUGCUGUACGAACUGCUCAAGAACGCCAUGAGAGCCGUGGUGGAGUCCAGUCGCGCGGCGCAGCAGCAACAGCAGUUGUACGACGCCACCAACGGUACCUCCUCCUCCUCCCCCUCCCCCUCCCCCUCCCCCUCCUCGCUCACCAAGCUGCCCCCCAUCCACGUGCGCGUGUGUGACGGCAGUGGUGGAACGCUGACCAUCCGCAUCUCCGACCAGGGCGGCGGCAUUCCGCCGGAGAUCAUGGACAAGGUCUUCUCCUACGGCUUCACAACCAUCGGCCAAACCGACCCCGAGGGCCCCGAGAGCAGCAGCAGCAGCAGCACAAGUACCAGCAGCAGCAGCAGUACCAGCACCAGCACCAGCACCAGCACUGCUACGAGCGCCAGCGCCGACUCCUCCCGUGAUGGCGUAGAGGGACUGGGGCAUGGGACUCGUGCGCGGGGUAAUGGCGGCGGUGCUGGAGCAGCAGCAGCAGCAGGGCGGCAGAGCUCCGGGGCCGGGAAUGGUCUGCAGGGGUUGAUGUCUGGUGGGGCUGCAGGAGGGGCGGCGGGGGGCGGCAGCCGGUAUCGCAUGGCGGGACUGGGAUUCGGACUGCCGCUGUCUCGGGUGUAUGCGAGGUACUUUGGCGGCGACCUGCGGCUCCAAACCAUCCCCGGCUACGGAGUGGACGCCUACCUCACUCUCCGGCGUCUGGAGGAGCACGAGUGGCGGGAGGAGGUGGAGGAGCCGGGCAUGCUGCCCAUGAAGACACCGUACUAGGGGAGGGGAGGACUGAGAGAAAGAGGGGGGCAAAGCGGAUGCGGACGGGCUCGGUAUGUUGCGUAUCAAGACGGCGUAGUGGUGAAGCGAGGGGGAGGAAGGACAGUGCCCUGGGGGUGUGGGAGAAGAGGAGGGAGCGGUGCUGAAGACGCCUGAUGCGAAGGGAUGACGGGAGGAGGAAAAGGAGGAAUUGGACGAGCCCGGACACAUGUUGUUGCUCAAUAAGACUGGCCUCUACUAACUAAAGGAAGCGGUUGGCGCGGCGGGAUGGGGGGUGGUGGGAGGUUGGCAGGGCGGAUGGGGGGAAUGUGCGAGGAUGGAUGCAUGCGGGUAUGGUAUUCCGGGGUUGUGCCAUGAGAAGCGUUUGUUGCGUGCGAGAGUGAGAAGAGGAAAAGGAAGUGUGUUGUUGUGCAUGUGUGUGCUGCCGGUCUGUUGAGUGGUGCUGACGGAGGAGUGGGACAAGCCGGGCAGGAGGCAGCGCUCGGCUGGUUGUUACCUAGCUUACCGGUAUAUGAGUGACAUGCUGCGGUUAUAGGGAAAUGCGUCGUUUGGAUUGUUUUCUUGAAAGCAUUUGGCCACUGCUUGUAUUGGUGGUGCGAGAGGAGGCUGCGGGUGUCGGGAUGCAGAGGG
This is a messenger RNA of Astrephomene gubernaculifera, 2395 nucleotides long. The record is from the annotation of a GenBank genome assembly. Lineage: Eukaryota; Viridiplantae; Chlorophyta; Chlorophyceae; Chlamydomonadales; Astrephomenaceae.